Messenger RNA from Eucalyptus grandis, 823 nucleotides. RefSeq names its product calcium-dependent protein kinase 17. Bases 12 to 521 code for a protein of 169 amino acids. Gene Ontology annotation, molecular function: calcium ion binding. Lineage: Eukaryota; Viridiplantae; Streptophyta; Magnoliopsida; Myrtales; Myrtaceae. The record is from RefSeq and is a predicted model, not a curated record. The transcript is spliced from 3 exons.
AUUUCUUAUAAAUGGGUGUCGAGUAUAACACAUCUCCACACAACAACACACACGACAUGGACGAGAUUCGGAGAGAAGCCCUGAACGACUACCAGCAGAGGACGAAGGAGCAAAAGCAACGGGUACUGAACAUUUUCAAAGCAAUGGACACCGACGGGAACGGGAGCAUAAGCAUCCAGGAGUUUGUGAAGUCCCUUCAACAGAAAGGGCUCUACAGAGACCACUUGUACGGGCUCUUUACGCAGCUCCAAACAGACAACAGCGGCACUCUCAACUUCGAGGCAAUCAUCACCCUCAAAUUCAUGGUGGACCACGACAAGUACAGAAAUCGCUUGGUAGCAACUUUUUCUAAUGUCAACACUCAUAAGGUAACCAAAGAUGAAAGUGCUUCUCACCAACACAGAGGUGGUGAACCUGAUCUUGUGGAAAAACUCAACGGUUUCAUCGACGGUUUCAAUCUUGGGUCUAAUAUCGCCGAAGCAGCUACAACAGUUGCAGAAGAUGGAUGUUCCAUUAUGUAGCUGGAGGAGGUAUUUUUGCCGACGGUCACGUUGCAAGGUAGCGAAGAGUAGUGUGAUCAGUUGAAUGAAAAAGGAAUGUUUCGAAUUUUGCACUUAAAAUGUUUGUCGGUAUGCCUACAUAAAUAAUGUGAUUGGUCGGUUGCCCCAAAUCGGCUAUGUGACCGAUACAUUAUAAUGCUUUGUCUAUAUAGACAACACGUGUUGAUGGUUUGACGGUCUUGGUAUCAUCUUCGCUUAAUCCUUGUAAAUGGUGUUAUAAUGUCAAUGCUAUGUUGAACAAUUGGAAUAAAUGCGGGGUUGAC